AAAUGCUCUCCAAUCAAACGAGGGUGUGGUGUCACCCCGGAAAACGUGGCACUAUCAUCUGCAAAAUCUUCAUAGACAAUCAGCAUUCGGAGAGUACCACGAAACGAGAGACCGGACCAAAAUGGAAGAUAUCCAAACAGAUUUGUCUUCUCUGAAAACGACUGGAUUGAAGGACAAUCCAAACGGAAACAAAUCGAAACUUACGGGUUGACAUCGACCAGAGCAACAUCAGCUGUGGUCUUUCAACUGCUCAGAGGAAAGCCUUUUCCUUGAUGAUGGCGUAUGGAACGUUGUACUUUCAACAUUGGACUGGAAGGUGGAGCACGAUCUCAAGUGGGUUGACGUCAUGAGCGAUGAGAACCAAUUGAGCUCGGAGAGUCUCGACGAGGCUAGUGAUGGCGUUGACUCUACUGCGACGCUAAAGACGAAUAUACUUUGGCCAUUUGACGAAGCGGAUAACGUUCAUCUGAAUGUCCACCAGCAAACUUGAUUCUUCCUCGGACAAUCGUAGCGAGUGGAUUGACCAAUUCCACUGCAACUUUUUCCUCACGAGGGACGAGGAAAAGUGGUUUCUAGGCCAUGGCCGAGGGGCCGACAAGUUUCAGCGGCCAUUUAUCUUGCUUUGUUUUCCGCCACUCUUUCUUGGUCUAGUUUCAAGCGAAGCUUACAACGGAUCAUUCGGAACAACUCCGUUCAAUUUCAAACCAUAUGGUGUGCAGGACGUUCACAUUGAUUUUUGCGGUCAAACAGUUCCAGGACGACCAAUGAAUCUAGACUUUGAAAAUAACAAAUUCGUGGAGGCCUACGUACAACUUCAGGAAACACUUGGUCACACUAGAAACAACUUUAGCUGCAAUUCGAUCGACAUUGGAAUGCUUAGAUCUAAAGGAUAUACGAUUUUUGGAUUCGAGUUGAGCCCUGUGGCUCAAGAUAAUUCUCUCUUUGAACUAGUUCGGCAGACAAACGUUUGCGUUCGUCUAAACUUUAAGACCGAGACCCCUGUGGGUGGCCUCUAUUGUGUCGUCUACGCCGAAUUCGAUCAAAUAUUUGCCCUAGACUUUAUGCGUAACUCUAUUAUUGAUAGUAUUGUUUAAAUUUUCAAACUGUUAUUGAUAUUAUUGUAUAAUUUUGUAAAAAUUGUUAUUGAUGAUGAUAUUUAUUCGAAUAAACUUAAUUAAAAAAUGA
Messenger RNA from Caenorhabditis elegans, 1185 nucleotides. RefSeq names its product Ovule protein (gene W04A8.2). Lineage: Eukaryota; Metazoa; Nematoda; Chromadorea; Rhabditida; Rhabditidae. The transcript is spliced from 2 exons. The coding region runs from base 3 to 155 and encodes 50 amino acids. The record is from RefSeq and is marked reviewed.